CGAAAACUCGAGAAUAUCAUGAAUGUGACAUGACGUUCAAUAAGCUCUUCCAGCACAGUUCUGCUGUGAAUGCGCGAGAUAUUACGCCGCAUUUAGCUAGCUGCACGGAGCCCCUGCCUCAUAUUCAGCAGCAAUGGACUCAAACACCCAGGUAUCCCCGCUCGUAAAAGCCUCCUCUACAGGCGACAUCGACGACAGCGAGGCCAUGAGCCUCUUCGGAGGGCCACCGCCCCCGACACCUCCCCCUUUGCCGGUAAAAUCUGUUUCUACAGGCGAAAUCGACGACCACGAGAGCUACGAUCUCUUCGGCGUCGGCCCUAGUAUCCCUAUAGCCACUGCAGUCACGAAGGAACCCGCUCCCAUGGCCAGCACAGCUCCAGUGGAAGAAGGAGGCCCCGGAGAGGUGCCUGUACAGCCUGCAGAGCCGACAUCCCCCGCCAAUUAUGACCUUUUUCCGGCAUUUUCGCCAGCGGACAAGCCGGAUAAAGUUGAGGAGUCAGAUCUCUUUCCAACGUCCAGAGGACUCAGUCACGAUGACAGCAGUAGCACCGCCACGGACUCGAUGGGCGGAGGCGAAUCAUUCCGAGGAGAACUGCCACGCGCCAAUAGCAACGCAUUACAGGUGGCGGCAGCGGAUCAACAGACCACCGAACCGUCGUACAAGAUGGCUGGAAAUGCUGUGGACAUUGUGGCCGUGAAAAACAUGGACGGGAAAUACCUUACGACGUCGUGGCACGUGUCCUUCUCGUGGUCGCGCUUUCGAACGAGCUAUGCUACAGGUGUGGGCGAUAUGGUCAGGAUCUUGGUAAACGGGAGAGAAAUGCCGACCAAAAUGGAGUUGUUCGAGCGUGGUCGCUGUACGUUCAUUACAGGCGGCUUGAUCAUCCCACCUGAAGACUUGUGCUUCGCUGAUCUGACGGAGGAUCGCCCCAAUCUUGUGCGGUUUGAGCACUACCAGAAGUACACAAACACUGUUCGCUAUGUGGAUGCGAAGCUGCAUCUAUGGGGACCGAACGAAUCGGUCGUAGUAGUUGACUUGGAUGGCACGCUUACAAUUAGUGACGUGGAGGGCCAUAUCCGCACCCUACGUCUUGGCCAGUACGAUUUCCUGCAUGCGGGAGCCUGCGACUUCUUCACCAAGUUGCACGAACUGGGGAUGCGAAUCGUGUACCUCACUGCACGUCCACUCGACUGGGCUUCGGCAUCAAGGACGCACUUAGAGAAUGCAGUGCAACAGUCGAUCUCGCUGCCUCCUGGUGUUCUCAUCACGAAUUCUACUGGUCUCACUGGUGCGUUGUUUACUGAGGUUGUCAACAAGACUCCGCACCUUUUCAAGAUCCAAGUGCUGAACGAACUACAGCUUACGCUCAUUCACGCUGGUCGCGUCAUUGAGCAUCCUGUCUUCGUGGCUGGUUUCGGCAAUCGUCCCACCGACAUCGUAGCCUACGAAAAAGUGGGCAUUGACCCCAGUCUUAUCUUCAUGCUGGACCCGUACUCGAACAUUAAGGCUGUGUCCGAUCCGCGCCUCUAUGAAUCGUACAGUGAUCCGAACGCGUUGCUGUGGCUGCUGCCCAGGCUCAAACAUCGCGUGCCCAUAGAAAAAGUCGGCCGUAUCGACGACUACACGGUACGCGAACUCGUUCUGGCUGAAGACCGUGAACAGCUACGCAUGGCAGAGUUGGAAGCUCGUCGGUUGCAACAGGAGGAGUUCGAGCGUGCUCGGCAAGAAGCCGACCAAGUCCGAUACGCUUCCAACAACGCUCUACGCGCCAGCAGCAGGAGCCUCUCCAGGUAAAUUUCGCACCGAUUUUCGUACUAUAUCUCUUGCGUACAGUUAUGGCUAGAGGGUAUCUGCCGUACAUACAUUUGACAAGCAAUAAUGACCACUUCGGUCAGACCACCAAAAAUGGCGCAAUCAAAAUGAACAUUAUACGAAUUUGUUUUAUUG
Phytophthora nicotianae INRA-310 is the source of this 1948-nucleotide messenger RNA. RefSeq lists its product as hypothetical. Gene Ontology annotation, molecular function: phosphatidate phosphatase activity. The record is from RefSeq and is a predicted model, not a curated record. Lineage: Eukaryota; Oomycota; Peronosporomycetes; Peronosporales; Peronosporaceae. Bases 134 to 1795 code for a protein of 553 amino acids. The transcript has a single exon.